Messenger RNA from Budorcas taxicolor (takin), 798 nucleotides. It is a transcript of the gene CIMAP1B, whose product is annotated as outer dense fiber of sperm tails 3B. The coding region runs from base 1 to 798 and encodes 265 amino acids. The transcript has 6 exons. Lineage: Eukaryota; Metazoa; Chordata; Mammalia; Artiodactyla; Bovidae. Gene Ontology annotation, cellular component: cytoskeleton. The record is from RefSeq and is a predicted model, not a curated record.
AUGGGCUCGGACGUCUGGGUCGGCCCGUGGCGGCCGCACCGGCCCCGCGGCCCCAUCGGAGCCCUCUACAGCGGCCCAGGGCCCAAGUACAAGCUACCACCCAGCACCGGCUACAUCAUGCACGAUCCGUCGCGGCCCCGCGCCCCGGCCUUCACCUUCGGCGCGCGCCUCCCGGCACAGCAGACAUCGUGCAGCCCCGGGCCAGGCCACCUGGUGCCCGCUCGCAUGACCGUGCGCGGCCUAGACAGCGCCCCCGCGUACUCCAUCUUCGGCCGCCCGAGGCACGCGGCGCCCUUCCUCACUCCCGGACCGGGCAGGUACUUCCCGGAGCGAGCCGGGAACGCGGCGUACCCCAGCGCGCCUCGGCACACCAUCGCUCCCCGAAACUGGGGCCUCCGCCUGGAGUCACAAACCCCAGGCCCCGGGACCUACUCUAUGCCCUCGCUCCUGGGCCCGCGUGUAGUCGGCAAAGUCUCGGCGCCGAAUUACUCCAUCUACGGCCGCAGUGCGGUGGGCAGCUUCUGCGAGGACCUCAGCAAGACACCCGGGCCCUGCGCCUACCACGCGGUGAACCCUGGGGUCUACAAGCCCCGGGCCCCCCAGUUCUCGAUGCUGCCGCGGACUUCGUUCCCUCGAGGCAACACCUUGAAUCCCGGCCCUGCAGCCUACAACGUGGACCAGCACCGGAAGCCUCGCGGCUGGACCUUCGGGAUCCGGCACUCGGACUACUUGGCCCCGAUGCUGACCGAGGCGGACGAUGACCCGCUGGGCGGGCGCUGCCCCGCAGAUGUUUCUUAA